AUGCAACCGCACACAACAACAACGCAACCGCCCACGACAACAACGCUACCACCAACAACAACGCUACCACCAACCACCACAACCGUUAGAACAACUACCACUACCAGGCGUCCCGUUGUUGAAUCAAACUUAGUCGAGGGAACAACUGGAGACAAUAACGGAGCUUCGUCGGGGAAAGGCAAAGGCAAGGGAAAAGGAAAAGGAAAGGGAAGGGGUAAGGACAAAGAUAGAGGCACAGAACCGCGCCCUCCACGUCCGUGUGUCGCAAGCGUCACCGAGCAUCGCCAUGGGGAACGAUGGGACGCUGGUCCGUGCACGAGGUGUAAAUGUAGUGAUGCAUCCAUCCGAUGUCUCACCAAGAGUUGCCCGCCGCACUUCUGCUACGGACCAAUCGAGAUAGAGGGCGAAUGCUGCCCCUUCUGUCCCUCAAAUGUGUUCGUUACCCAAGUUACACCAACAAUCAUGUCUAACAUCGGAGAACUAAGAUCGGGCCAACGUGUCUCACUCUCUCUCAUGGUGAAUGUUACCUUCAGAGAGUCCUGGGAUACUACCGGUGUUUCUGGCGAGGACUUAUGGAAGAUCUCGGUGUGGACAAGCCGCAGACCCGAAGGAACGAACCCCUCCAACAUGGUAGACCAGGCCCUCAACGACAAGCAGAGAGUUCAGAAGUACGUCUGGGGUCUUCCAUUCGCGUUUCAAGGUGUCAGUUAUCGGAUGAGAGUGAACAGCUGCCAGGAUGUCCGCUACGUCUGCAUCAAGUUCGGUCAGUCGGAAAACCCGCUAACGCAACACGGCUUUGGCUUCCACUUGCGAGCACGGCCCGAUGAGGGCGUGCUGGAAGUUUGUAAGCGCCUUCCAGAUUGCAGAAGAUAGUUUCUCUGGCAGCGCAAGUAAAUCCAAAGUAGUUAGAGACAAUUUUCAAAUACUAAUGUCGGGAAUUGUUUUUACGGAACUAAGAAGGCAAUUGUACCCGGAAAAAAACCCACCUCUGGAGACGGGUUCGCUAUUCUGUUAGCAUUAGCUUUGUAAUAUGAUUAUGGUGUGUUCUUCAAAACCCGUACCUGGAAAAGACAAGAAAAAUUUGGAAAUUAGUGGUAUUUGAACGGCUGUAUAAACGUGUAUGUUCAUUACUUGGCAGUUAUACACUCUCUUUCAAAACUUAUUGA
Molecule: messenger RNA, 1166 nt
Organism: Strongylocentrotus purpuratus (purple sea urchin)
Lineage: Eukaryota; Metazoa; Echinodermata; Echinoidea; Camarodonta; Strongylocentrotidae
Exons: 2
Coding region: 1-873 (290 amino acids)
Molecular function (GO): protein binding
Source: RefSeq, a predicted model, not a curated record